Mollisia scopiformis is the source of this 2312-nucleotide messenger RNA. RefSeq lists its product as uncharacterized. The record is from RefSeq and is a predicted model, not a curated record. Gene Ontology annotation, molecular function: zinc ion binding; DNA-binding transcription factor activity, RNA polymerase II-specific. Lineage: Eukaryota; Fungi; Ascomycota; Leotiomycetes; Helotiales; Mollisiaceae. The transcript is spliced from 3 exons. Gene Ontology annotation, biological process: regulation of DNA-templated transcription. Bases 98 to 2209 code for a protein of 703 amino acids.
UAGCACAUAGAAACUGUUUCGAUUCUAUGACUGACACUGUCGACUUCCAAUUCUUUUUAUCCUUGGGCCAUAGUCGAAUGAGCACAACGGUCGAACUAUGCCAGGCAGCAUGUCAAGUUCAUCGCCAGACGCUUCUCCAACCUCAGCAACGGGUGGCGGGAGGCACUUCUCCAUGAGCAGAGAUAAAUUUACCAUCGACAUCCCGUCACCACGUCUCCAGCUGGUCACGAACGGUGCUUUGAACACAAACAAUCAUGGGAGUCUGAAUUCUCCCAAUCCUCUGAAAUCACCUACCGCACGUCGCAUGCAAUCCUUCUCUCGAGAAGGCAUUCUGGGCUCAGCUCAAAAAGCAAGGAAUUUGUCUCAAUCUUCUGGGGAUCGAGAAUCCAUGAUCAAUGGACUCCAGAACAAGCAGAACAGCGAUGAUGGGAUCAAUCCUCUGAAGAGGCGUAGUACAGAUGUAGGCAUCGACUAUCCGAGGAGGAGAGCCACCAUUGCUUGUGAGAUAUGCCGUUCUCGUAAAUCGCGAUGUGAUGGUACGAAACCAAAAUGCAAGCUUUGCACCGAAUUAGGUGCUGAGUGUAUCUAUCGGGAACCUGGCAUCAAGCUGGACGCUGGAGACAAACUCAUCUUGGAGCACCUCACCCGAAUCGAAGGCCUACUGCAAUCCAACUUGGUAGGCCAGACCUCGAAUCUUGCUUUAUCUACUAGAUCGCCAUCGGUCAACGGUGCAACCACCAUCAGCAACGAUGAUGUUCUGAUGCAAAAUGGAAGCAACUUUGUGUCUAUGAUUCCGGCUACGGGUCUUGGCACUUGGAAUGCCCCCACUAACAUUUCUACGAUGCCUAAAGUCCACACUAAUGCUGCUCUGCACCUUCUCCAGUGGCCUCUGAUCAGAGAUCUCGUUUCACGACCUUACGAUCCUCAAAUUUUACUUCAGCUCGAGAUGGCACGAGAGCCUCUGGUACUGUCCAAGACUCCUUGUCUCGAUCUUUCCAACACUUCAGCAUACAUCGAGGCCUUUUUCGCGAAGGUCAACGUUUGGUAUGCUUGUGUCAAUCCUUUCAACUGGACUAGCCACUACCGCAUCGCACUUUCCAACGGAUUUCGUGAGGGCCCUGAAAGUUGCAUUGUACUGUUGGUUUUAGCAUUGGGUCAAGCCAGUUGCAGCGGCAGCAUCUCCAGACUCGCUCCCAACGAAAACCCUCUAGGGCUACCAUACUUUGCUGCAGCUUGGGCGCUUCUUCCUGGACUGAUGACUAGGAAUUCUGUGCUCUCUGCUCAAUGCACCGUUCUCGCAUCUGCAUACUUAUUUUACCUCGUUCGUCCACUUGAAGCAUGGACACUGCUGAGCAGUACGAGUACCAAGCUUCAGCUUCUCCUCAGUGCCCCUGGAAGAGUCCCAGCAGGCCAAAGAGAGCUCAACGAGAGAGUCUAUUGGAAUGCUCUGCUGUUCGAGAGUGAUCUGCUAGCUGAGAUGGACCUACCGCAUUCCGGGAUUGUUCAGUUCGAGGAAAUGGUUGGACUCCCUGGAGGAUUCGAGCCAGAAGAUGACGAAGGCGUGGGCAGAGACGAUCUGUGGUAUUUCCUAGCUGAGAUUGCACUCCGUCGCCUCCUCAAUCGUGUCAGCCAACUCAUCUACUCGAAAGAUUCCAUGUCCUCAACCCAGAGCCUCGAACCAGUCGUAGCAGAGCUCGACUUUCAGCUUGUUCAAUGGUACGAGAGUCUCCCUAUGGCUCUCCAGUUUCCGUUUGGUCGAACCACUCUUGCGGAUCCCGUGCAAACUGUGUUACGACUACGGUACUUCGCAUGCAGAACGAUCAUCUACAGGCCUUACAUCCUCGCAGUACUGGAUAACGAACAAGCAGCCAUGGAUCCUUCGGUCCGUGAGAAUUGUCGAAAGUGUCUCGAGGCUUCGAUAAGGCAACUCGAGCACAUCACUGCGCAUCAUGCUGGACACAUGCCUUAUCUCUGGCAGGGUGCUCUGUCGAUCGUAUCACAGACACUUCUUGUCAUGGGCGCGACAAUGUCACCAACUCUCAACAACAUUAUUAUCACUCUUGUUGCUCCAAUGGACAGCGUGGAUCGAAUCAUCAACGACGUCGUCAUGGAGAUUGAACGCUAUGCCCAUUUGGCACCUAGUCUCUCCCUCUCUGCUGAGAUAAUCAGAGAAGCUGAGAUGCGACGACGAAACUACCUGGGUGGUUGAGUUGAACCGACCGACCGGGAAGAGGCGCAGAGCUGAUCUCCCGUUGUACAAUCAGGUGCAUUACAGCCAUUGCGCCGAAGAAGAUGAGGGUGCGCCGAGAGGU